Molecule: messenger RNA, 768 nt
Organism: Cyanidioschyzon merolae strain 10D
Lineage: Eukaryota; Rhodophyta; Bangiophyceae; Cyanidiales; Cyanidiaceae
Exons: 1
Coding region: 1-768 (255 amino acids)
Source: RefSeq, a predicted model, not a curated record
AUGGCGUUCACGGAGGAUACACUGCCCUCGCUUGAGGCGUGGAAAUGUUUUGUCCGUCGACUGGAAGAGCGAUAUGGUUUGCGCGAAGUGCCGAGAGCCAGCUGGUUAGGAGCACAACGCCCGGACUUUUUGUCGCAUGCGCUGCAACAGCGAGUAGCGUACCUGUUGCCAGCAGCGGUCUGCGAUGACUUGUCACAGAAAGAGGCUCGCUUUUGCUCCAUAUCGGAUCAAAGUUCAACAGAGGCAAAAGUGGCAGUUCCCGGAGCGAUUAUCGCAGCGUACGUGGGUCGCAACCUGCAGGGCCCGAGCGGAGGCGUCCACGGAGGCGCCAUCGCCUCGCUCCUCGACGCGAGCAUCGGGAUGGCGACAAACCCGCGUUCGGACCCGGACGGGUAUGUCACGGCACAGCUCGUUGUCAAUUAUCGGCAGAUUGUCCCACUGGGCUCGUACGUGUUGGCGUUGGCCUAUGUCCAUGAUAGGGAGCCGGCGCGGCGCAAGUGCUACGGCAUGUCACGACUCGUGGACGCUGGCGCACUUGCCCAGUCGACGGACACCUGCGCACUGCAGCUGCAGCGGCCGCUAGAGGCUGCUCGUCGCGAUACCGCUCGUGAACGGGUGUACGCGGAUGCAACGGCGCUGUUCGUUAGACAGCGACAUCGCCCGGAAACUCAUGGGGAGCGUUCGCUUCAAACUGCCGCGGUGAAUCGAGUGGAAUCCGUUUCGGGUUUUCUGGGGGCGCAGGCUCGGCCAUGGCGUGCUUCCUUGUAG